UUACAGCCAUGCCGCCUCUGGAAUCUGAGUAUAGCAAGUGUCCUGGCACUAACCCUAUCUAAUGUUUUCCUGACCGUGAGAUUGCUGCAUAAUAGCGACUGCAACAGUCAGUACAGCUCCAAUGUCGACGACAGUGCUUCGCUGGUUCCACGAGCCCCGGUCCUCACACCGGCCACCUGCCUGGAGUACGUGCUGGCCGAAACGCUCACCAACAACACCGACAAGGCUGUCUUCUCCGGGUUGGACCUACGGCUGGGACGGUGGGACUCAAGAAGAUUGUACAAAUUUUUUGAUUUUGCUGUGAUCGGUGAAAAGUAUCCCGAACUGGGAGAGAAGUUUAGUGUCUGUCUGGCAACGCAAAGUUCGAUUGAGAAGAUCUACUCGCUGGUGCAAGUAUCGCACCACUGGUCCGGACCGAUAUCCGCGGCCAUCUUUGCAGCUGGAAAUGACGAAUUAUAUUUGCUACAAAUUUAUCUAUCCUAUCUGAGAAAUUGCUUCAAAACGAUCCGCGAACGGGUCAGCUUUCAUCUCGCUCUGCCCAAGGACCGUGCUCCGACUCACCUGAAAAGCAUUCACGUCGGUGACUUUACCAAGUUCGAUUGUGCCAAACCGGAGGCGACGUUGAAUGAUUUGAUGAAACUGCGAAAGGCGGACACUAACAAGUGGCGCAUCAAAAACCCCUACCCACAGAACCAUCUACGCAACGUCGCCCGCAAAGGAUGCCAAAAUAUGUUCGUGUUUCUCACGGAUGUAGACAUUAUUCCCAGUGUUAACUUUGCCGAACAUUUGGAUAAAUUUCUGAGAAACCGUAAGACGUCGCACCACGGCCACCAGACGGCGUACGUCGUGCCUACCUACGAGCUGGACGAACGCGUUCGCUUUCCCCGCAACAAGACUGAUCUGAUACGGCUCGCCAACAAGGGUCUAGCUAGACCGUUUCAUCACAAAGUUUUCAUCUACAAUCAGUUUGCGACUAACUUUUCCAGAUGGCAAGCUGAAGUUUCGGACAGCGAAGAAACGCGCGUGUCGCAUAAUGUGACAAAUUUCGAGUUCUUAUACGAACCGUUCUACGUAGCACCUGACACCGUACCACCCCACGACGAAAGAUUUCUAGGCUAUGGGUACACGAGGAAUACCCAGGUUUACGAAAUGUUUGUAGCCGGCUAUCAGUUCCAGGUGCUCACACCACUGUUCACCGUCCAUUGGGGCCUACAGAACAAAAAGAGCCGUCCAGCGUGGCGCGAGCGGCAGAACAAUGUGAACCGCAAGUACUUCGAGAUAUUCAAGCGGGAAGUUUUUGCCCGAUAUCACAAGGAUCCGUUGCGAAUGUUGCUACCGAAAAAGGUGCAAAAACAGCAUGGCGUCGGUGGAGGCAUAGGCGCCGGUGCACUAGGAAUUGGUGCAGUCGCGGCCGGGGCUGCAGCCGGGGAUAACAACGGCUGA
Messenger RNA from Sabethes cyaneus, 1443 nucleotides. RefSeq names its product beta-1,4-glucuronyltransferase 1. The transcript is spliced from 3 exons. The record is from RefSeq and is a predicted model, not a curated record. Lineage: Eukaryota; Metazoa; Arthropoda; Insecta; Diptera; Culicidae. Gene Ontology annotation, molecular function: glucuronosyltransferase activity. The annotation marks the transcript as partial.